UGUGUGAGCUGCUCACACAGCGUCUCCUGAACAGAACACACGUCGUCAAUGGUAAUCAACAUCUCACGAUAUUAUAAACAAAAAGUAUUUUUGUUGAAAUAUAUUCUCUGAGGCACAGUGAGGAGCUAUUUUGGUUGCAUCCUCGGGUCAUGGCGAGCGCAGCUCCAUCUGAGAACGUGGACCGUGAGUUGAUCUGCUCCAUCUGCCUGGACACGUUUGACUGCCCCUCCACGCUGAGCUGCGGCCACUCGUUCUGCCUCCAGUGCCUGGAGGACGCCUGGAAGGAGACAGACUCCUACUGCUGCCCGCAGUGCCGCAAGACCUUCCCUCGACGACCCCAGCUGACCAGGAACGUGACGAUCGCCAACCUCAUAGAGCAGCUGCGAGUGACUGAGGCCAUGGCUGCUGCUGUUGCUGCUGGUGUUGUUUUCUGUGAUCAUUGCUCAGAAGGAAAGACGCCUGCAGUGAAGACUUGCCUCAAGUGUGACACGUCUUUCUGCACAGAGCACCUCACGCCUCACCUGGAGAAGAUGAAGUUUAAUGAUCACGUCCUGGUUUCACCAGAUGUGAAACCUGAAGAACGCAAGUGCAAGAGGCACAAAGAGGAGCUCAAGUUCUACUGCAAGCAAGACGUGAGCCUCGUGUGCACAGUCUGUGCCAUCACUGGAGAACACAGAGGACAUGAUGUCGACACGCUGGAGGACCAGCAUCAGACACGGAAGACUGGAGUCAGUGAGGAGAUGCGAGCGGUGGAGGAGGGGAGGCUGGAGGCGGAGGCGUCCGUGGAACGGAUGGAGGUCGCUCGCAAGGACGUGCAGGAAUGCAUGGUCCAGGCCAAGGCUCGCAUCUCAGGCGAGUUCACCCGGAUGAGGGCGACGCUGGAUGAGGACGAGAGGGCAACUCUGGAUCGCGUGGACGUGAAGGGGCGUGAGUUGCUAUCUCAGAUCGAGGAGAACAUCGCUCAUUACGAACGCGAGAUCAGCAACCUCCAGGCAGCAGCCACGCGCCUGCACGCUCUGCAGGAGGAGAGGGACUCGCUCACGUUCCUGCAGGUUCACCUGAAGGAGACAGAUUGGAGAGACGCUCAGAAGGAAGCUCCACACUCAUCUCCCAGCAAAGAAGAUAUAGCCACGAUCAGCGCACAGCAGGGAGCUCUGAUCAAACUGAUGUUGUUCAUGUACGGAUGCUCACCGACUCUGGACCCAAACUCGGCCUACAACAAACUCCAGAUUUCCUCGGAUCUCAGGACGGUGACGCUGACCGCUGUCUCCCAGGGUCGCCCCGAUCACCCACACCGGUUUGAUGCCUGGUCACAAACCCUGUGCUCCGAGAGCUUCUCGUCGGGUCAGCACUACUGGGAGGUGGACGUGGGGGAUGCGGCGGGGAGCUGUAAGGUUGGAGUCGCGUACAGGGCGAUUGCACGGAAAGGGUGUGGUGAAGAGUGCAGUCUGGGAGAGAACGACUCAUCCUGGGUUUUACAUAAAAAUAACAACAGCUGCUACGUGAUUCAUGAUGGUGUCUGGACAUCAGUGCCGGUGAGGGAUCCUCCCCGGAAAGUCGGGUGUCACCUGCACUGGGAGGCGGGGCUGCUGUCGUUUUACCGUGCCGACUCAAUGGAGCUGUUGCACUCCAUUCACCACCCGUUUAGUCAACCGCUCUACCCCGCACUGUAUGUAUAUGGUGCUGGUGGCUCAGUGACGAUUCUGGAUCUGAGUCGUGCGUACUGAGAGCACGGAGUGUAAGCGGCGAAGAGAAACGGGCCUCAUGCACACAAAGACACAUAUCCCCCGUAUAGCCUUAACAGACUAAUGGGGCUAGUGCAGUCAGUGAGCGCCUGUGAAGUCCGGCACAGCACUCGAGAUGGUGGCUAGUCAACACAACGUCCGGCCGCCUUUGCCUCCCCAAUGGUGACAUUUACACACCGUACCAAUAACUCAUUUGAGGCUGAGUCGACCUAGGGGAGGCCCAUGACCGGUUCACCAACACCAGUGACGAUUAUUCGAUUCGGUCCUGGAUCUCUCCUAGAUCGACUGAGCCUCAAAUGAGUACCUGCUGUGGUGUGUAAACAUCGCCACUGGGGAGACGAAGGCGGGUCAGUCGUGGAAUUGGCUACCCACCUCCUUGUGUGCCAUGCCGACCUUCCUAGGUGGUCGAUAACAGCACUUGCUCCAACAUUCUGUAAAGGCUAUACAGGGGAUCUUUGUCUUUGGGUGAGUGGGUUGGUGUGUGUAUGCCUUUAUGUGUGUAUUUCUUAUUGUGUCUGAGUCUUCGUGUCUGUGUGUAUCUUUGUUAUUGUGUCUGAGUCUUUGUGUCUGUGUGUAACGUUGUUAUUGUGUCUGAGUCUUCGUGUAUGUGUGUAUCUUUGUUAUUGUGUCCGUGUCUUCGUGUCUGUGUGUAUCUUUGCUAUUGUGUCUGAGUCUUCGUGUCUGUGUGUAUCUUUGUUAUUGUGUCCGUGUCUUCGUGUCAGUGUGUAACGUUGUUAUUGUGUGUGAGUCUUCGUGUCUGUGUGUAUCUUUAUUAUUGUGUCUGAGCCUUCGUGUCUGUGUGUAUCUUUGUUAUUGUGUCCGUUUCCUCGUGUCUGUGUUUGUGUCUGGGUAUGGUCCAGGCUAACCCCCCCCCCCCCAUCACCUCGUGGGCCACAGUGCCAGCCUUCAUAGUUGCUACUCGCUACUUACAGCACUUACCCCAACAGACUUUUAAGGCUUUUCGGCGUAUCUUUGUCUUUAGUGUAUAGAGAGCCAUGUGUGUAGUGUGGGGUGGAGCAGUGGUGCAGUAGUUAGUGCACUGGUGGGGGAGGGAGGGGGGAGCCAAUCUUCUCUCUGACGCCAUCGUCCCUCGCACCGCGCGCCGCGUGGCGCUCAACGACGAGAGGGCGGAGCUCCACCGCGGGCGUGCUGGGAACACGCGUCACGUGACGCUACGGGGAGACGCGCGAUCACUCGCUCGUUGGGCGAUAAACCCGGGGUGGGAAUGGGAUGGCAUCACUAGGGGGGAACGACUUGUGGUGUGUGCCGAGCAUCGCUGUGCUAAAACAUGUUUGUUAAAACCAGCGGUCGAGUGACUCCUCCACCCACCAAAAGUAGUUUUAUUUUACAGGGCAUAGAUAGAGAGCAGCCAUUUUAACACCUUGUAGGAGUAGCAGGUCUUUCGCCACCAAUAGUGUUAAUAAUAAAGAUUGGUUUUAAUUAAUAUUUUAUAUCUGCUCUCAGACUUAGACUUGGACCAGCAGCCACAACCUUCGAAUCGUGGGAUAACGCCUCCCUCUGCUGACAAAAAUUGGACUGUCUUUUGACUUUGAAGUCUGUUAUUUAAUUAAGCACCCGAGAUAUAUAUCUAGAGUGAAGAUUUACCUUACACUACAACACGACUAAUAUUGUCUCAACACGCAUUAAUAACACACAGAAAUUUCCCCGUUGUUUGCUCCUUCACAGUCAUCGAUGUUAAUGUGGCACCGGGUGUUAGGUAAGAGUGAAAGAAAAGAUUAACACAUAGUCCGCUUUCGCGACAAAUAUUAUACAUAAGAAGGGUUUUUAUGGGUUAUAUCGCAUAAACAUAAAUGUGUUGUUAAACUUUAAACGUUAAACUUAAACACAGUUGAUCAGUAAGGUUUGUCACGUUUAAAAAACGUGGCAAUUAAUUACUAGUUCAGCACACCGGUUGUGUGUUGGAGAGUAAACGCACAACAUUUACAACUUGAGUACUGAGACGUUUCGCUGGUGAUUACCGCCUGGCUCCAUCAGGCGAUUUGCGAGAAUUGUGAAGAAGUCUUCCUGUUUCUGUGGUUUCUCCUCACGCAUCUGAGUCGUCUCCUCCUCCUCUCUCUCUUUGUGGAGAGUGAAUCGUGUGUGGUGGUGGAGCGUUACAAGUCGAGUUAUUAUUAUUACUACUAAACCAUUAAACAAAACUACUCCUAAACUAUUUUUAUUUUACCAAGUGUCAAGACCCACUGAGCUGUGUAGCUCUAUUUCAGAAGCGACCUGGUCAUUGCAAAUUAUAUUUUCAACAAAGUGAAAUAUCAUGAUCAUCGUGUGGAAAUUUAUAGUUGCAUCCAACAACUCUAAAUGCAUAGAUAUACAUAGUGACUCCUAGACACCUAUAAAGAUACAUAGAUACCCAUAUAGAUAGAUGGAGACCCACAGAUUAAAAUAAAAUUAAACUAUUUUAUUUUACCAGCUCAGUGUCCACUGAGAUGUGUAGUUCUUUUUCAGAAGCGACCUUGCUAUCGCAAAUGAUAACUAAACUAAGUGGUUUAUCAUCAUGCGGAAAGUUAUAUGAGCCAAAUACUCGAAACGCGUGAUGUUGAUUCUAUGUGCGGAAGAAAAACCGAAGGACCCGGAAAAAAGACCCACGUGAACACCACAGCAAGAGAGACGCCACAAACUUCAAAUAUACACCAGGUGCCAGGGUCAGGAUCGAACCCACAACCUCCUGCAUACCAGGCGAGGGAGUUAACAUCUCCUAGCCACCACGGCGCUCCUCAUUGACGUAAGGCACCUAUCCGAUGUGAACCCAACCUCGAUUCUCAGGCUGUUUAGCAACUCGUUGAUGAUUUGAGAUGCAUUGAUGACAUCGUACCAGUUGUGUAAUUGUGUGAUCGCUAAUCGUAUUGUGGUCUCGGCUACGUGAAAUUUCUAUUUGUUUCAUUGGUGGGAUGUGUUUGACUUCUUCAUUUUUCAUUUUUAUGGCCCAGGUCACUUUUGUCAUGAGACUCAUUCUGGUCUCGUGAGUUCUCACCUCGUUAAACUCAAAUUCAACUCGACUCGAUCAUCAGCAGCAGCAUCAGCAAAAGUAUCUUCAGCAGCAGAAUUAGUAACAACAGCAGCAGUAGCUCCAUCAUUAUUAUCACAAUCAGCAUCAGGAGUAGGACCAGCAUCUUCAAUAAUAAUAAUAUAAUUAUUAUCACCAGGAACAAAAUCAUCAUCAGUAGCAGCAGAAGCAGCAUCAUCAUCACUCUUGCAACCGAGACUCAUCCUGGUCUCUUGCGUUUUUACCUGGUUAAAUAAUCGGACUUGAUUGUAUAUAAAUAUACUUAAUUUUGUUCUGGGUUUUCCUGAGAAUUAGAAUCACAAUGUAUUCUG
Molecule: messenger RNA, 5078 nt
Organism: Lethenteron reissneri (Far Eastern brook lamprey)
Lineage: Eukaryota; Metazoa; Chordata; Hyperoartia; Petromyzontiformes; Petromyzontidae
Product: E3 ubiquitin/ISG15 ligase TRIM25-like
Molecular function (GO): zinc ion binding; protein binding
Source: RefSeq, a predicted model, not a curated record